GCACGGCCUCGGUACCCGGCCACCCGGGGAGACAACUGUCCGCUCUAUAACCUCCGCCCAAUCACAUUACCGACGGUCGCCAUCUUUCAGCCCACCCCCGGGCCCGGUUUACUCCGCGGGGCACUCUGGGUAACCGGCCUCGUUCGCCGCCUCCCGCUUGACAGCGUCAACGCGCAGGCGCGGGACCCGUGAACUGACGUCACAAAGGCAACCUGCAUCACGUGACUUCGCUCCGCCUUCCGCCGCCUCCUGACGCAGCUCGUACUAGUGAGGUCACUGAUCGGGGGAGAUUCUUCCGGCACCAAAUUCUGAAAGUGACGUCACUGAUACCGUACACGUGUACAAAAUUAGGGUUCGAUGAGACAGUCCUCUGGUAGUAGAAAUGAUCAAAUUCUUCUUGAUUGUCAACAAGCAAGGACAGACAAGACUAUCCCGAUACUAUGAGCCUGUAGAGGUACAGAGAAGAACACUGCUGGAAUCUGAGGUCAUCAAACUUUGCCUUUCCCGUUCCAAAGAUCAGUGCUCCUUUAUAGAGUAUAAAGACUUCAAACUGGUCUAUCGUCAGUAUGCAGCUCUUUUCAUUGUGGUUGCAGUAGAUGAGUCUGAGAAUGAGAUGGCUGUUUUUGAACUUAUUCAUAAUUUUGUUGAAGUUUUGGACAAAUACUUUAGCCGAGUGAGUGAGCUGGAUAUCAUGUUUAAUCUCGACAAGGUGCACAUUAUUUUGGAUGAAAUGGUGUUAAAUGGCUGUGCUGUGGAGACAAAUAAAACCCGGAUUCUUGCUCCUCUACUUGUACUGGACAAAGUGGGAGACAGCUGAAGAGUACCUCUGUGCACGCCACCACAUGGGCACAGAUCAGAAU
Molecule: messenger RNA, 860 nt
Organism: Nanorana parkeri
Lineage: Eukaryota; Metazoa; Chordata; Amphibia; Anura; Dicroglossidae
Gene: AP4S1
Product: adaptor related protein complex 4 sigma 1 subunit
Exons: 6
Coding region: 383-817 (144 amino acids)
Biological process (GO): vesicle-mediated transport; protein transport
Cellular component (GO): intracellular membrane-bounded organelle
Source: RefSeq, a predicted model, not a curated record